Thermothelomyces thermophilus ATCC 42464 is the source of this 1096-nucleotide messenger RNA. RefSeq lists its product as uncharacterized. Gene Ontology annotation, molecular function: L-cystine transmembrane transporter activity. Gene Ontology annotation, cellular component: vacuolar membrane; fungal-type vacuole. NCBI's taxonomy places the organism in Eukaryota, Fungi, Ascomycota, Sordariomycetes, Sordariales, Chaetomiaceae. The transcript has 2 exons. The record is from RefSeq and is a predicted model, not a curated record. Bases 175 to 1008 code for a protein of 277 amino acids. Gene Ontology annotation, biological process: L-cystine transport.
GGAAACCACACCCUUCUCUGCUUGUACUAUAAAUCCGGUCUCUAAUUAUCGUAUCCACUGCAGCAGCUCUGCAUCACAAAAAUCAUCGGCGUCGGCGCAGACCAUCAGCGCGCCGCCAUCGACGCAGCAUCGGAGAUUACUGGCCACUCGCGAUAUCCCAUCGGCGCUGCUGCCAUGGGACUUCUUGACUUCUUAUCCGCCUUCUUUGGCGUGAUUUAUUUCGCGGCGUGGUCAGUGAGCUUUUAUCCGCAGCCGAUGCUCAAUCUUAGGCGCAAAUCCACGUCUGGGACCACGGUCGAUUUCCCCCUCAUCAACACCCUGGGUUUCACUGCCUACCUAACCUCCAACAUGGCCUUCUACUACUCGCCCUUGAUCCGUGCUCAGUACGCCGCCCGCUACAAGGGACUGACGCCCACUGUGAAAUUCAACGACAUCGCGUUUGCUGCUCAUGGCCUGCUACUGUCCGCUAUCACCACUAGCCAGUACUUCUAUGCCCGCGCAUGGGGGUUCGCCCCCAGCAUGGGGAGCCGACCCAGCCGCUUCAUCCUGAGCAUCUUCUUCGGCUGCGUAGUCGGGGCUGUCAUCAUCAUCUUAGUCAUCCUCGGCUCGCCCGACCGGGACAAUACUCGUGAGGGCGUCUCCUCGUGGAUCUGGCUGGAUGCCAUCUACGCCAUCUCCUACGUCAAGCUCCUCAUCACGCUCAUCAAGUACACGCCCCAAGUGAUUGUUAACUACCGCAACCGCUCCACCCAGGGCUGGAGCAUCCUGCAGAUCCUGCUCGACUUCACCGGCGGCAUCUUGAGCAUCGCCCAACAGUCCAUCGACAGCUAUCUCCAGCGCGACUGGUCUGGCAUCACCGGCAACCCCGUCAAGUUUGCCCUGGGAAAUGUGUCCAUGAUCUAUGACCUGGUCUUUAUGACUCAGCACUAUGUGCUCUAUCGGAACGCAGAUGGAAAGCCCCAGGAGGGCGAAUCGCUGCUGAGGGAAGACGAGGAGAUUCGGAUUUGACUGAUUCGCCGGCCAUGGGCUGGAGGAUGGCCGUGCCUUCUUUGGCUGAGGAAAACUGCUGUCAGUCUCUGAGGCAGGCGCAAGGGCG